Messenger RNA from Oldenlandia corymbosa var. corymbosa, 588 nucleotides. The record is from the annotation of a GenBank genome assembly. NCBI's taxonomy places the organism in Eukaryota, Viridiplantae, Streptophyta, Magnoliopsida, Gentianales, Rubiaceae.
AUGAAGGCAAGUAUUGUAGGGGAGAAGGUGAUCUUAGUGCCAUACAUGAAGGAACAUGUUCCAAAGUACCAUGAAUGGAUGCAAAACCCUGCCCUCCUUGAAGCCACUGCUUCUGAGCCACUUACACUUGAUCAAGAAUAUGAGAUGCAAGUCUCUUGGACUCAAGACCCUUUGAAGCAAACUUUUAUAGUGUUGGAUAAGGAGCUGGUUGAUGGAGAGUUCUGUCAUGGUGAUCCUCAUACUGAAGCAAUGGUUGGUGAUGUUAAUAUAUACAUGAAUGACUUGGAUGAUGCCAAAGUGGCUGAGGUUGAGAUAAUGAUAGCUGAAACAAAAAGCCGUGGUAAAGGAGUUGGAAAAGAAUCAGUUCUGAUGAUGAUGGCAUUUGCGGUUGAGAAUUUUGGCAUCCAAGCCUUUCAAGCUAAAAUUGGGGAAUCAAAUACUGCUUCAAUCAGUCUUUUCCAAAAAUUGGGAUUUGAAAAGAUUUCUCAUAGUGAUAUCUUUAAAGAGGUAACAUUGAAGCUAGAAAUGAGCAAGUCAAAGUGUGAGGAGCUGUACAGACUGACCGAUACUGCCAUGACAUACUUCUAA